Dentiscutata heterogama is the source of this 370-nucleotide messenger RNA. The record is from the annotation of a GenBank genome assembly. Lineage: Eukaryota; Fungi; Glomeromycota; Glomeromycetes; Diversisporales; Gigasporaceae.
CAUCACUCUUCUUCAAAUUACAACCGCUGAACUUCCAAAAGAUUUUGGUAAAUCUCAUAACAGCAAUAAACCAAAUAUUCCGUUUGGUACCAUGUUAAAGGACAAAGAUUCGUCUGCUACUCCGACUCCAACUCCAACGUCAUUAUCAUUACAACCUUCAACCAUCGAGCAUUCAGGAAACGUUAUAUCUACAAUGACCAUGCGUGUUACGACUGUUCAUCAUUCUACGACACCUAAUUCCACCUCUAAACCUUCGAUUAGCGAUAGUGGUGCGACGAUGAUUGGCGAAACAUUAAAUCGUGAAUUUUGGGGAAUCAUGGUUGGCGUUUUGUUAGAUGAUGAUGGCACAUUUCACACUUUAGUGGAAUGA